Belonocnema kinseyi is the source of this 3351-nucleotide messenger RNA. Its product is annotated as jerky protein homolog-like. The transcript has 3 exons. The record is from RefSeq and is a predicted model, not a curated record. Gene Ontology annotation, cellular component: nucleus. NCBI's taxonomy places the organism in Eukaryota, Metazoa, Arthropoda, Insecta, Hymenoptera, Cynipidae. Bases 115 to 2841 code for a protein of 908 amino acids. Gene Ontology annotation, molecular function: DNA binding.
AACCGUGAACUGCCGCCGCGGCCGCGGGGUUAACUGCGUCACGUUGUAGUGCUGCAUCAAUUUUGCUGUCAGUUUAUCGCUCGCAGUUUCGCUAAUGCAUAAAUAAAUGCAAAAAUGCCGAAGGAACACAAAAGAAAACGUUUAACCUUUAAAGAAAAAUCUCAACUUCUACGCGAAGUGAAAGCAGGUGCCUUAAAACCGUACGUGAUACAGAAAUAUGGUAUCAGUGAGAGGCUAUACAGACAAGUGUUAUCUCGCGAAAAUGAUAUGAAAUAUAAGGGUGAAAGUUAUGAAUAUCAGAACAAGAAAUCGUCAAGAACGUGUAUUCAUGUGGUUUUGGACGCUGUUAUCUUCGAAUGGUAUAAACAAGCGAGAGACAGAGGAGAUCCACUAUCCGGGCCUAUUAUUCAAGAAAAAGCUCGCAUUUUAGAUGAAAAGCUCAACGGUUCUCAAACUUUUAAAGCAAGCAAUGGAUGGCUCUAUUGUUUCAAGAAUCGAUACGGCAUUCGACUAAAAGAAGAGAAAUCGUCUAGCGAUCCUUCAGGUGCUGCAGAAUUUUCACCAAUUUUGAAAAAAAAAAUUGAAUCCGAAAAUUUAAAGCUAGACAACAUUUACAAUGCAGACGAAUGCGGAAUUCACUGGCGACUAUUGACGGGAUGUACUCUUCAUCUACAUAUAGAUGAAGAAGAAGCUUUAGAGAGAGAAGAGUGCAAUGAUCGUAUCACGGCUUUAUUUUGUGCUAAUGUCUCUGGAAGCCAUCGAAUUCCACUUCUGUUAAUUGGGAAAUCUGAAACUCCGACAUGUCUCGAGAAUCUAAUAACCACAAAUUCAGAAGAUCAACGCUUUAAAAACUUGGACAGUCUCGGGGUCCUCUACACACACCAGGACAGUGCAUGGAUGGACAAGUCUAUAUUCUUGCUAUGGUAUAAGGAUAUGUUUAUUCCGCGUGUUUUGGAACGUCAAAGACAGGAUGCAAAAGCGGGAAAGGUUCUUUUGCUCCUUGACAAUGCUCCAUGCCAUUCGACUUUGGAUGAGCUCAACGCGAUCAACGAAAACUUUGAAGUUUUAUAUUUACCUCCGAAUGUUCCAGCUUCGAAUCAACCCACGGCUCAAGGAAUAAUCUCGACGACGAAAAAACUCUACAAAAAAGAAUUAAUGAGACGUUUAUUGCUCAGUGAGGAAUCAGAAGGAGCUGUUGAGUUUUUAAAAGAAUUGGACCUGCCGGAUUGCUUUGGAAUGCUCAGCCUCGCCUGGGAUUCUCUAGAAACAGUUACUCUCCAAAAAGCAUGGAAACUGCUCUUAGGAGACUUACUUUUUCGUCAGUCGGUUCAUCGACAAGAGAACAAUAUAAAACAAGAAGAAGAUCCUCUAUUCAUAGUUGAUGCAGUUCUCAGCGAUUGGGAUUCCCCAACUGAUUUGAUUACCUUUUCUCGUGAAAUUUGCGAUCAAGUUUCUGAAUUGUUGUCAGGAAGAGAUUAUUCAGUAGAAAAAUCAAGAGAAUAUCUCCUGAGAUGGUGGGAGUAUGAUGAUAUUGAUUGCGGUUGGGAGUCACUAUCAGACAGUGAAAUUGUAAGCCUUGUUACAACUCGCAAACGCGAGUCGGAAAGUAUAAAUAAAAUGAAAAACAGCGAAAAUACAUUUAACAAUCCUAAUUCUGUAAAUUUGGUUCCGAAUAGUAAACGUGGAUCUGAAAUUAUAACUGAAAUCGAAAAUAGCAAAACUGUACUUGAAGAUCCUGUUUUUGUCAACUUUGAUACAGAUGGUAGACGCGAACCUAAAAUUGAAAAAAGCGAAGCUAUGCUUGAAGAUCCUGUUUUUGUCAACUUCGUUACAAAUGGUAGAAGCGAGCCGGAAAUUGUACCUAAAAUUGAAAACAGUGAAACUAUUCUUGGAGAUCCUGUUCCUGUAAGUCUUAUUACAACUGGGGUUCGUAGAUCUGAAAUUGUAACUGAAAUCGAAAAGAAUAAAACUGUACUUGAAGAUCCUGUUUUUGUCAACUUUCGUACUAAUGGUAGACGCGAUUCUGAAAUUAUAUCUGAAAUCGAAAAAAGCAAAACUAUGUUUGAAGAUCCUGUUUUUGUCAACUUUGUUACAAAUGGUAGAAGCGAGCCUGAAAUUGUACCUAAAAUUGAAAAUAGUGAAACUAUUCUUGGAGAUCCUGUUCCUGUAAGUCUUAUUACAACUGGGGUUCGUAGAUCUGAAAUUGUAACUGAAAUCGAAAAGAAUAAAACUGUACUUGAAGAUCCUGUUUUUGUCAACUUUGGUACUAAUGGUAGACGCGAGUCUGAAAUUAUAUCUGAAAUCGAAAAAAGCAAAACUAUGGUUGAAGAUCCUGUUUUUGUCAACUUUGUUACAAAUGGUAGACGUGAGCCUGAAAUAUUACCUAAAGUCAAAAACACCGAAACUGUACUUGAAGAUCCUGUUCUUGCAAACGUUCUUACAAAUGGUAGACGUGGAUCUGAAAUUGUAAAUCAAAUCGAACAGAGCGAAGCUUUACUUGAAGAUCCUGUUUUUGUCAACUUUGAUACAAAUUGUAGACAUGAGCCUGAAAUUGUUCCUAAAAUCGUUCCUAAAAUCGAAAAGAGCGAUGAGGUACUUGAAGAUCCUGUUUUUGACAACUUUGUUACAAAUGUUAGUCGCGAGUUUGAAAUUGAAAACAGUGAAUCUGUGUUAGACAAACCUGAAAGUAUGGAAAUAACUUCGUCGUCUGAAGCUUUUGGCUACCUGUUGAAGUUUAAAAAUUGGGCCAAAUCGCGAAGAGACUGUUUACCGAAAUACCUUGAUUACAUUAGAGAAUUAGAGACCUGGGCAACCGAACCUACGGUAUGUACAUGGACAUAAGAAUAAGAGGGAACUGGGCAUGUCGUAGCGGGGUUAAAACAACGAGCGGAGCGGCGUACCAAAAAUUAAUUUAUAAUAAUUCCAUCUCAUCAUAGUUUAAGGUUCACGGAAUAAUUUAAAAUUAAAAAAAAAAAUGUUUAGUCAAAUGUACUAAAAAUUGAACAUUUAUUUACUUACCCUAUGUUGAUACUCAUUUAGGGCUCUCUAAUUAUGACAAUUCAAGGUUUUUUGUAAUUGGACGAUUAUUAAAUUUACGAAUUUAUUUCCCUAGCAUAAUUUCGGGUUCGUUUCGGUUUUGCCGAACAUGAUGUUUUUUUUUUUUUUUAAUUUUUAAUCCAAAUUUGACAGAAAUGAAAUUUACAAAUUUUACUUGGAUAAUUUCAGGCUCAUUUAGGGUUCCUGAAAUAUCUUCGACCGGAAGUCGUCCGAUUUAUUGUUGUUACAAUAUUUGGUGUUGAGCUAAUUGAACGUUAUAAAAAUACAUGAACAAAAUAAUAAAAUUCAUUCUUU